Molecule: messenger RNA, 543 nt
Organism: Peronospora farinosa
Lineage: Eukaryota; Oomycota; Peronosporomycetes; Peronosporales; Peronosporaceae
Source: the annotation of a GenBank genome assembly
AUGGCAACGAGCCGAAGUAGCAGCGAAUCACGCAAUCAAACCAGUGGAAGCCGUAGCCAUGUCCGGCAACUAAGUGGACGUAGUAAGAGUCCUAAUCGCCGACAUGAGAGUAGGAGAAAAAGCCGCUCCCGCAGCCGUAGCUCAAGCAGCGAGAAGAGCGUUUAUAAAAAACAAAAAAAACACUCAAAAAAACGCCACACAAAGCUCAAGAAGGAAGAGAAACAGAAGAAAAAGGCUGUUGACGAUAUAGUGUCAGCAAUUCCUUUUAAAGUGGAAGAAGGGGGAACGCUGGAGGAAUUUUUGGUGGAGACGACACCAGUUGAUGCAAAGAGUUUCUUUGAACAGCUUCAGAAGCAGGAGGCAGCGAAAAAACCGGUGGGCACCGUGCACUCUCGUGGUCUUCCCACGCCAAUAUCGGCUACGACGAUCUCAACAUCGGACAAGUGGGAGUGUAGUAAGGCUGGCUGUGGUCACAUGAAUUUUAAACACGCCCCGGCCUGUAAUAAGUGCAAGGCGAUGAAACGAAUGACCGAAUGGAGAUAA